This is a messenger RNA of Exophiala oligosperma, 3446 nucleotides long. RefSeq lists its product as uncharacterized. Lineage: Eukaryota; Fungi; Ascomycota; Eurotiomycetes; Chaetothyriales; Herpotrichiellaceae. The record is from RefSeq and is a predicted model, not a curated record. The transcript has a single exon. Bases 383 to 3166 code for a protein of 927 amino acids.
CCCCUACGAAACCUACAGUACUCUCCGAACACCAGAAUUGAACUGAACCUCGUAGCACUUCCACCCACUUGGCAAUCCGCAUCUCGGUUUCUCAUUCUUCCACCACGUACUCACCUUUCCAUCUGCACCGUCACUCAUACUUCGCAACCAUACCUUCCGCAUCCUUUCUUCAUUUGCAUCCCUAUACACGACCUCUACCAGCUGGGAUCGCCAUUGACCGACCGUGUGCGCCCGCGAAUCCUCCGCCAUUCCUUCCGCAAUUUCGCCCUGGAUCCCAUCAGUCCGCCGCGAACUUCCAAACCCUCGUCCAGUUGGCUUGUUGACCUAAGAAGAGUCGCCGAGCUGACUGGUUUUGGUUCUGCCCCUCGCCUCCCACAUCUUCAUGCCGCGAAACCCUGCGGCGAAAAAACAUCAGCAUAACAACCGCCACGAGAAUGGCCUUGUAGGUCCCGGAAAACGUGUCACCAAGCAGAAAUCGAAUGGUCACCUCAAUGGCGCUGCUAAGGGCCCUGUUGCCUCCGAGCCUUUACCACAACAAACUCCCAUUGACCACUCUGUAACCGGCUCAGUCAACGGUCCAUCCAGCACUGUUUCCUCGGAUACUGCGUACCCUUCCAAGGCCGCGGCCUCCAAAUCGGGGGACUCGGAAGCCAGUGAAAGCAAAGAGAAGGAGCCCGCCAAAGAAUCGAAUGGAUCGGCGAUGCUACAGCAGCGACGUGGUGAUAUGACCGGAGGCAGGUCCAAAGCAACGCAGGACGUGAGCGUUCUGCAGAUCGCCUCGACUAUUCUGCGGUCUCGCCCCGCCUGUGAUACAGUGUCUCUCCUCAUUGUCCUCCUGGCCUUGCCGUCCAUGAUACUGACAAUGGUGCAAGCAUUUUUUGCUUCGCUGACUAUCUGGCCUGGCGGUGGUCCGUCGUUUCGUACUGCUGCAGACAUGUUCUAUGGGUCGGCUGGUGCACCAAGCCCAACUACCAGGAUGGUCGUGGAUGUCAUAUGCUUUGCAUUGUGGAUGUGUCUCUGGCCGUGGGCUCAAAAUUUUACCCUCGAUCUCGCGCAAAUACAGAUCGCUAUGACUCUAGGAAAUGGGAGCUCGGGACGCAAUGGGCGAGUUAAUGUGUUUUGUGUUGCAGGAGUAUUGGCGUUGCAUUUGUUGAGAAGUCAGGGUGUCCGUCGGUUUCUUCUUACGAAUCUGAUACCUAUAGACUUGCGUUCUCAGUUUGGUCUCUCUGACUAUCUGAAGUAUCUGCCGUCGGACACAGAUUUCGGAGAGAGCCCGCGGCCACCGUCGCAGAUUCGAAGUCUUUUCGCAAUCCACAUCAUCAGUCAGGCUGUUUUGGCUGUUAUCCGGCGCUGGCUGCAUAGCCUUCAGUCCCCGACGCCUACGAAGACGAAGCGGGUAGACAUGGAAGCCUCUGCAGGGUCUGUGUCGGAUUUUUCGGUUCCCGACGGCUCCUCGUCAACUGCCAUAUCCUCUUCCGUCGAUUAUCAGCCACCUACACCUGGCCUGCGUGAGGGCAAGGAGAAGGGUAUGAGUGCUAAGAAAAGACGACGUCAAGCGAAUCACGUUAGAAGCAAACAACCAUUCUGGGCGGCCUUAGCGAGUACAAAGGUGCAAAUUGGGAGAGAGAUCCAGCACAACAAAGCUCUUCCUUCAGUCGCCAACAAUCAAGGGACACCCUUUGAAGCUGCCCACCAAGAUCUAGUAUGGGUGACCAAUGUGGAUCCGUCCUCUAUCUCCUUUGAGUCAAAUUUUGUUGCAACACAGGAGGAAUUAGAGGAUCCAGAUGAGCCUAGGCCCUUUUAUGUGCGGAUCAAUGGUGCGAAGUGGCACUCUGUGAACCUCGAAGCAGCAGACAAUCCAUCACCGCCGGAAGGCUCAGGCGCUCGCUGGACUGGAACAAUCUCUGGCCUGGCGCCGAACUGUACCUAUACCUGCACAUUUAUUUCCACCGAUGGCGACGAAGAAUAUGCGUCCGUCAUGGUCAAGACACCUGCGUUGCUCGACAAAGACCUUCCAGGAUCCUUGACGCCUGUACCUGUGCGUCAAUCUACUCGGCCAUCAUCACCAACUACCACCCUCAAGAACUCAAUCUCCACUACGGAAGCGAAGCUAAACGAAGCCCGCAAUCGACUGACCAAGGUUCGACGCCAGCAUCGCACCACCCUUGCCAAGGUCGAAAAGGAGGUCGAUAGCUUCAACACCCGUCUCAAGACAGCCAGUGACGACACCAAACAACGACAAAAGCUUCUGCAAGCAGAGCGCACCAUCCGCCAAACUGAAGACGCUACUCAAGAGCUCGAGGUUGCUUUGGAAAGUCUGACAUCGACGCCCGACGAUGAUAUCGAGGAUCACAGCACCUCUCAACAAGCUUUCGAGGGACAGUCCAAGCAGCUGACAGACGCGACUAAGGGUCUGAAGAAGGCGAAGAAUGCAGCAGAAUCUGAAAAGACCUGUGCCGAGAACGAAUUGAAUGGAAUGAUCUCUCGCAAAGAGCGGCUGACAACUCGCAACACAAAAUUAACUGAGCAGUAUGAUCGGAUCACUCAAGCUAAUGUUCAAGGUCUCAACGAGCGAGAGAGAAGGGCUGCCGAAUCGAAUGCCAAGGAUAUUGAGCAACAGAGACGCGAGAACGAGGUGUUGCAGCAGAUCCAUUACAUGGAGGCUGAGGUCAGGAACAUGAGGAUGAAGUUCGACUCCAACCAGCAAGAACUUCGCCUUCUUCAGGAAGAAGAUGCUCGGCAGACGAUGCUUAACAACAGCGGCCCUCUGACGCCGGAAGGUGAACUCCCUGGCACCCGGCCAACACCCCAGCAUGCUCGGCCAUACGCCUUCGGUAGCUUUCAAGCUUUCCCCAACAGCCCUGUCAUUCCUGAAGCACAGAGUUCGCCUUUUCUGGCCUAUGCUAAAACUCUGCCUACUACCGACCAGCGGCGGCCCAGGUCUGAUACAAACCGAUCAGCGGGUGGACAUAGUAAUUUCUCCGCCGAUUUCGAGGACGCCGAUCCAAUUCCUCCGGUCGAGUACGAGGUGAUCGGACGCAAGGGUAGUGGUAGCAGUCGAGGCCAGAAUAGUGGCAGUCCCGCGGCUGGCGUCAUUGGUGAGUUGCGCAGCCCUCCGCGAGGCAGCUAUAGUCCAGGACAUGUGCCAGGUUCAAUAACUUGGUGAUUCUGCAUUGCAAAGGAGGAUCGAGAUUCCUUAUUGAAUCAGGUCAUAGUAGCUGAUUGUACGUGUAUGGGUUGAUAAAGAUGGCAUUCCGGGAGCCUUUUGCACGUUUGUCCACGUUUGUUGUUCUUGUGGCCGCCCUGCUGGUUGUACCUGUUGUCGUUGGCAUCAUCCUCCCACAAACCAACAUUGGAGGUGUCGAGUUAGUUUGCAACAAAGUGUAGCCGAAUGUGACGUUGUGCUUGCUUCUAGAGAACGACUUGGCCUCUGCUAUGUUUAUUGA